Molecule: messenger RNA, 4042 nt
Organism: Episyrphus balteatus (marmalade hoverfly)
Lineage: Eukaryota; Metazoa; Arthropoda; Insecta; Diptera; Syrphidae
Product: zinc finger CCCH domain-containing protein 18
Exons: 6
Coding region: 536-3379 (947 amino acids)
Molecular function (GO): metal ion binding
Source: RefSeq, a predicted model, not a curated record
CUAAUAUGUUUAUUUACAAAUAAAUUCUGUUUUUAUCCUUCACAAAAUCAGUUGUUUGUUUGCUAAAAAUUAAAACAAAAAAAUAAAAGAGUGUAGUUUUAACAAAAAAAAAGUCGGUUCUUUAAAAAAAAAACAGUUCUCUUAUAAAAAAUAUUGUGUAAAUAAGUAAAAAAUGUAUGAAGUAAUCGAGUGCGAAAAAAAGACCAAAAUCAAGACCAUUAACAUUCUCGCUGUUCGCCAAAAAAAUGUCUUGAAAGAAAAUUUAAAAAAAUGGUGCAAGACAGUCGCCUUGUUGUUUCGCGCAUCCAUUUCGCGGUCGUAAUGUUAUGGCCAACGUUUUCAAUUCAAGUUUAUUUUUGUUUAAUUUAAAUAGUAUUUUUUUUUGUUCUGUAAAACAAAAAAAAUUAAGACAAAAAUGUGUUCCAGCAGGGAUUUUCAAAAAUGAAAAUAUUUAUCCAAAAAAUGUUGAAGAUUGUUCAUUUUGGGAAGCAUCGAAGUUUGCUUCUAAGCAGUAAUUUCCAAGAACAUCUUAAAUAUGGACUCAGAAGAUGAGUCACGCCCUGGUUCGUCGGCGUCCAAUUCAUCGGAUUCAUCAGAUGAUAAUAAUUCGGAGAAUAAUUCACGUGCAUCGAGUCCAGAAGCACCCAAACGUUCGAAAUCUGGUUCGGUAAAAUCGGCGGCAUCCGUCAAAUCAACGACAUCUAUGAAAUCUGGAUCGAAUAAGUCGGGAUCGGCAAGUCCCCAAUCGGGUGGCGAACGAGCAGUAUCACGUUCGUCACGCGUUAGCUCGCGUUCAUCGAGAGCUUCAUCGAAAUCGAACUCUGGUUCAUCAUCAUCAUCGUCGUCAUCGUCUAGUGAUGAUGAUGACGAAGCUGGAAGUGCGAAAGAGAACAACAAAUCGCCCAGCAAACCUGCAUCAUCUCGAUCAAGCAGCGAAGAAAGUGGCAAGAGUGGCAAGAGUGCUAAAAGUGGCACUCAGAGGCAAGGUGUAGUGUCUCGCAAUCAAUCAAUUUCACCCGUUAGACGAAAAUCUCGAAGCUCAAGAAAUUCUAGUGUAUCCAGUGCUGGUGGCAGCAUAGAUGAUAAUCGUGAAGAUGGCGCUAUUAAUAUGUCACACGAAGAUUUGAGUGAUGUAAGUGAAAUGGAUUCCGAAAAACGUCUAGAUCAUGGCCACAAAGAGACCACUAAAAUGUCUAUUGAUGACGAAGCAACUAAUGGAUCUAUAACAAAUACAAAUGAUCUUGAUCGUCCACAAGAGCCUGAGGAAGAAGAAAAAGAGCAUGCGACUGAAGAAAAUAACUCUCGACAUAGCCGUAAUGAGGACGACGACGAUGAUGAUGAUGAUGACGAUGAUGCAGGUGAAAUAGUUGAAAACUCGAAAAAGCAAGAUACAAUUAAAAAAGAUGAUGAAAAAGAAGAAGAACAAGAACGGGAACAUGAACGCGAGCGAGAGCGGAGUCACGACCCAGAACAGGAGGAUGAGCCAAUCAUAACCGACUUACGACAAAAACUUGACAAGAAAAAAGCGUGCCAACAAAAAGUCGCUGAAAAGUUAGAAGAAGAUAAUGAGUCGCAAUGUGGAAACAAGAAUAAUGGCAAUGUUGAAUCGGAUAUCGAUGAUUUAGUAAAGAAACACGAUGAAGAUGCACUCGAUUUCGAAGCCGAGGAAGGAGAAUGUCCUGAAGUCAGCAAAGAGGAACAAGAGAAGAUUGAUGAAGAUGCCAAGAAAAAGGAUGAAUCUAACAAGUCCGAUGGUGAAGCUGAAGAGGGUGAAGAGUUGGAGGAAGGUGAGGUUUCAGAUGAAGAUGAAAAGCGUCCCGAAGAAACAGAACCCAAACCAGUAUGCAGGUUUUAUACACGAGGUCAGUGCACUUGGGGCAUGAGUUGUCGUUUCUUGCAUCCUGGUGUUACCGACAAGGGCAAUUACACAAUGUUUGAUAUGGUGCGACCAGUAUCAGUUCCUACGGGAGGAGGUCGGCCACCGUUGGCAGCUGCCUUUGGGCAUGAUAAUUAUCAUGAUUACCGCACUGAUAGACCACCUCUUCAUCAUCGUGCUCCGCCAAUACAUCAUCAUCCGGCCAUUCCGUUUGUUGCACACCAUGACCCCAGAGCCAUUCCACCUGUUGCAGCACAGGAUCCUCCUAUUGUCGAAAGCGCCUGGGAACGGGGUCUACGCACUGCCAAGGAAAUGAUGCGCAAAGCCAACAAGCGCAAAGAACAAGAUAUGGACUUUGAAGAUAAGAAAAUGAAUUUGACUUUGUCCCCAGAUGAUGUUGAAAAAGACAACUACUACAUUAAGGACAGAGCUACACCACCAGAAGUUGUUCCACAAUAUCCAAGACAUCAAAAUUAUCAAGAGCCACCUGGUCUAUAUCCACCACCGGAGCGUUUUGCCAGAGGACCACCACCAAUUUAUGAUGAUUUAGAUCCUUAUGGUCGCAGUGCUAGGUAUCGAGAAUUGCCAGCUCAUCGCAUGCCUCAUUAUGAGGACGAGAGAAGAGUGCGUCCAGCACGUGAAGUGAUUGUACAAAGAGUCGAACCCGUUGGAAGAGGUGACGAAUGGAAUGAUCCAUGGAUGCGUUCCAAGUCGCCAGGUGGUCGUGCUCUGUCGGAUCGUGAGAGAAGCGACAAACGUCGCCGCGAUAGACGCAGCUAUAGUAGCAAUUCAUCUUAUUCCAGUUCAACUAGUUCACAAUCCGAUUCGAGUUCGGAAUCUAGUCGAUCGCCAAGUCCAGAGCAUAGACGUCGCUAUAAUAGCAGUUCACACAAAAGUCCACCACCAAGGCGACAUUUUCGAAGUGGUGGUGGUGCUGGUCUUCGAUCGCCUAGUCCCCGGCGACCAAGGCGUUCUCCAAGCAUUGUACGUUCACCAGUUGCAAAGCGGCGUGGACAUUCUUCACCUUCUCCAAUUCCAGAAAAACGAUCAACAUACAGUCCGAGCAAUCGUAAAAGAAGAGCUUCUCCACCUCCAAAGAAAUCUGGAACUGAUAGAAAUAAAAAACGUCGCGGAUCAAGUAGCUCUGGUUCGAGAUCUUCUGAUUCAAGUGGCUCUGGUUCGGAUUCAUCGUCAUCAUCAUCUGAAAGCUCGUCACAAUCUAGGGGAGCAACUCCAGUUAAACGCAUGCGCACAACUGAUAAAAUAGCUAACGAACGUAAAGCUGUGAAAAAGAUUGAAGCUGUCAAGAAACGAUCACCAAUAUCAAUUGAAAUUAAAAAACAAGCUACUGUUGGAGCAUCAGCACUAACAUCACCCAGCAAUUCAAACUCAUCAGACAAACCAGAAGUAAAAGAUAUGAAGAAGAACAGGCGCGAGGAACUACUAAAACAGCUGAGAGCUGUCGAAGAUGCCAUUGCCAAGAAAAGAUCCAAAUUGACCUGAUAGAUUUAAGUGGGCAUUCAAAAUUCAAAAAUCAUCGCAAAAUAAAACUUUAUUCUUCAAAACUUGCACUCGUUGCAAAACCAUACACUAAUAUUAUCUGUAGCUCCAUUAACGAAUGCAGCCACCUCCGUGAAUACAUAUAUAUUUUUUUUAUUUUAAGAUCAUUAUUCGAUAUAAAAUGUAUAUGCUAAGUUUAACAGUUUUAAAUGGUCGUCUUUGUAUCAAUCAAUCCAUACAUAAAUUGAGAUAACCUCAAAAGAGACGAUACAAUUUAAUAUGAUUUUAUUUCUCUGAGUAUCGUGGGAAUAAUAUUAUCUAUAAAAAAAAAAAGAAAAAAAAAAAAAAAACAAAUUGACGAUAUUGUUUUUGUUUUUAAAUUUAACUUAACCGUAAUGAGUUUUGUUAAAAUUUCUCCAUUUAUGUAGCAAGCUUAAGAUUAAGAACCAAUAUUUUUGUACAAUUUAAUGGAAAUGAUUACAUAAAAAUGUCUCCAAAAAAAAAAAAGAAAAAAAAAAACUAUGACAAUUAUUUUACACUCGGCUGGAUAUAGACUUUUUUUUUAAUUUAAUAAAGAUGAGAAUGGCUUCGUGUAUAACUCAUACUAAUGUGACUUAGUUGUGGAAAUGUUUAAAAAUCAUAAAUAAACACAUGAUAUGAAUGUAA